Messenger RNA from Seminavis robusta, 1071 nucleotides. Lineage: Eukaryota; Bacillariophyta; Bacillariophyceae; Naviculales; Naviculaceae. The record is from the annotation of a GenBank genome assembly.
AUGCUUUUGUGGGUGUCUCGGCUGGUCUCUGUGUUUCUGACUACUAGUAGUGUCUGUUUAUCUACAUCAUGGGCUUUUCAUGACUGCAUCGAGGCGUCGGUGCAGAUGCGCCAACGACGCGAGAACCACGUCGGCUUUCUGGCCGGUAGAUCACCCCUGUUGACAUCCCCACCAUGUGCUGGUGGCAUUUGUGUUGGCAUGAAGAACGGACCCCACCAAGGAGGGAAUGCCUCGUAUCCUGUCGCUUGGAAUGGAAUCAAUGGUACCUUUGUUCACUCUACAAUGACAGUUCCAGAGUACCCACGAAAGUUGGAUGGGAUCACAUACUACUUGUGGACCGACAUUUUCUUUGGAGACGGCGGAUUGGGUCGAAUGAACCAAUUUGUGCCCCAGCUCUUGUUGGGCGAUGUUUUGGAUGGCUCAUCAGGAUAUCCCGACUACAAACCCUCGUGGAAGCAUCAUGAUACAUGGGUCUUUGGGGCGCAUUAUUUCUUUGAAACUUGGAAUGCUACCUCCAACCGAACCAAUGCACAUGCGGCCUAUGGCAAGCUAUAUCCAACUUUUCCUGGAGAAACCUUGUACACUUCAUUUCAAUUAUUGACACAGAAUCCGCAUUCAUCAAACAAGGAUGAUAUUAUUACUCCACAGUGGAUCCUUACCAUGGGAGUGGUAGGCGACCAGACGCGUGUUUCCCGAUUGGUUGUUGAUCAGCCUUAUAUGGGCAUGGGAGCGCACUGGCAAAACCCCACCACAAGUUGGUUGGAGCCAUCGUACCAAAACAUGUGCAUCAAUGCCUGUUGGGAAAUCUAUGGAGCCUUCAAUGCAGCACAUUUGCCAUCGAGUGGAGGACACUAUAAUCUGACCAUUGCGCAGCCGUCCAGCAACAACAAUGAAGCAAAAUACAACUUUACGUAUUGGGUACGAGACGAAGGAAAUGGGGUUUGUCCUUGGUGCAAAGUCACAGAAUCCCACAAGGAUGCUGUCCAAACAGUAUUGAUCGAUGUAGGGGUGCGUAUAUCCGACAAUCAAUUGUCAUUCGGCAAGGCCACAACUGCUGUAGUAACCGGAUGA